Messenger RNA from Dermatophagoides farinae (American house dust mite), 1046 nucleotides. RefSeq lists its product as uncharacterized. Lineage: Eukaryota; Metazoa; Arthropoda; Arachnida; Sarcoptiformes; Pyroglyphidae. The record is from RefSeq and is a predicted model, not a curated record.
CUGUUUUGAAAAUGAUUUUAAUCAACAAAAAAAAAUGUAGAAAUUUCUAUAAGAAAACUAUAAUUACCUUUUCAUUCAAGUAAUUUAUCGAUAAUUGCAUUACGAUCGGUUUUUCAAGUUUUCAAGACAAUGAUCAAUCAUCAAUAUAUAAAGUCUAAAGUGAAAAGAAAUUCGGUUUUCAUUUGUCAAUUUUGUUUUGUGUGUUGACAUCGCGAAUUUUGAUAAAUAAAGAUCAUGAAGCCCACCAAUGUUUCAUUAUUAUUAUUCAUCAUUGUUUGUGUGGAAUACGUUCGAAUUUGUUAUGCUCGUCAUUAUCCAAAAUGUCAUCUAAUUGAAAUGGAAAAAUGUUUCGAUAAACUACAUCAAUUGAAAGAUUCACAACAUGAUCCAUCGUUUUUAUUAACAUCACACGAUGGUUUGGACAAAAUUUGCAGAGUUUUAAAACAAGAUUUCACUGAAUGCAUUCUGGCUUAUCUUAAAAAAUGUGGCACACCAUUACAUAAAGAAUUGAGUAAAGUUAUUUCCGAUGCUAUCCUUGAACAUAUGAACAAGAUUUGUGAUUCAAAUUCUGAAUUCAGAAAUGAUUUAUUGGAAAAAUCUCCAUGUAUUCAUGAGAAGAUAUUAUCACAACCAGAUUAUCAAAAAGAAUGUAAUAAUCCAUUUUUCACAACAGUCGCCUGGGGAGAGAUGAAAGCACAUUCAAAACAGCGUGAACGUUCACCAAUUGAUUAUGCAGUGGAUGCCGGAUGUUGUGCAUAUAGACAAUGGGAACUAUGUACAAUGCCAAAGAUUCGUGAAAAUUGUGAAAUUGAUUCAGAAGAUAUAUUACAGAAUGUUAUAUCUAAAUUACUUGGUGGUGUAACCAAUUUUCUUUGCUAUCAGGACAUAUUUAAUCCAGAAUCGGAGACCUGUAAUUCAUUACCAACAUUUGAUGAACAAAUAGCACAAGUGAAUAUGACAUAUGCUGAUGAGCAAAAAUUUUCAAUAUUUUCUGUUGUCAAAAUGUUUUUGACCAGAGUGGAUGUAACUAAAAAAUAAUGAUUCAA